Molecule: messenger RNA, 4412 nt
Organism: Drosophila serrata
Lineage: Eukaryota; Metazoa; Arthropoda; Insecta; Diptera; Drosophilidae
Product: ATP-dependent RNA helicase DHX29
Cellular component (GO): intracellular anatomical structure
Molecular function (GO): helicase activity; ATP binding; RNA binding
Source: RefSeq, a predicted model, not a curated record
GUAACAAGCGGUUGGAAAACUUCGCCAAGUUCCGGAAAAUAAUUGAAAAUCCGUUGGUGCGUGAUGGCAGACAGCGGGGCUGGAGCUGGAGCUGGUAGGGGUCGACGCCGGCGCAACAAAAAGAACGCGGUUCCCGUGCCCACAGAGCCCAAUGGCGAGCAGCACGUGAAUCCGCCGAUGGCCGAAGAAAAUGGUAAGCCGAAAGCCGCAAAGGGUGACGCCGGACAGCCGCUCGGCAGGCAGGAGGUGAGAGCACUACGCCAAAUCGUCACCGAUUUCGUGUAUAGCGGGGAACAGGUGAAGCAGCUUCAUGGUCUGUCCAAAGCAGAGCGCAUCCAAGUCCACCGCAUAGCCCUGUCCAUGGGUCUGAAGACGGUCAGCAAGGGACCGGACUAUGCACGCGUACUCACUAUGACGAUUCCUCCGCAAUCUGUCCGUGAUAACCACGAAGAUCUGGCACGGGCUUACCUUUUGAUCAGUCCCCAGACGAUUGAGAUACUUAAGCAGGCGCAGCCGCAGUUGGAUAGUCUGCUGGCUGGUGAAAUGCGAACGUUCCGCCGCGACCACGAAUGGCACCUCACCAGCAUUUAUAGCCGGCCCAGCAACUAUGGGCUGGUUGGCCAGAAGCUUGUGCCACCGGAGCCGAGCAACCGUAACCGAUUGAUUGCACAGGAUCGUCAGAACUUGCCAAUAUAUGGACAUCGAUCGAAGAUUCUCAGCGUAAUGGAACGCGAGCAGGUUUUGAUUAUCCAAGGAGCCACCGGCUCGGGCAAAUCCACCCAGGUGCCCCAGUACAUUCUCGAAUGGGCCGCUAAGCAUCGUACUCCUGUAAGGAUCGUGAUCAGUCAGCCGCGUCGCAUGGCGGCUAUAUGCGUUUCCGAGCGCAUUGCCAAGGAGCGCGGCGAGACACCGGGCGCCACAGUGGGCUACCAGAUCCGCAUGAACAAGAAAUGCAGCAGGAACACUGUUCUCUCGCUGACCACCAGCGGAUGUCUGUUGCGCGCCAUUGCCAUGGCGGGUAAGGCUCUCUUAAAGAACACCACUCAUUUGAUUAUCGACGAGGUGCACGAGCGAGACUUGGAUACGGAUUUUUUACUGCUCGCUACCAAGCUAGAGUUGGAAAAUAAUCCCCAUCUCCGGCUGGUGCUCAUGUCAGCCACAAUGGAUCUGGAAGCAUUGUCCGCUUACUUUGGCAGGGCCACCGUUUUGAGUGUGGAGGGACGCAGCUUCGGCGUAAGGAUCUGGCACAUGGAGGAGAUCCUUCAUGUGACUGGCUAUAUGAACUGGAAGAUGGAGGAUUACUUUGGUGAGAUUACGGGCAAAGAAGAUGCCGCUGAACUGCUGGCCGCCUACAACUACAAUCGCAACGAGGCAGAUCCCGAUAUUGACAAUAAUCUGAUAGUCUCCCUGCUGGAGCUGCUGAUGCGUUCGGGGGAGAAGGGAGCGGUGAUUGUGUUCCUUCCUGGCUACUAUGACAUUAUCAUGCUGAUGGAUCGCAUGGAAAUUUGCCUGCCCAAGGAGAAGAUGAAGAUAUUGCUGCUGCACAGCCAGGUUGAGAGCAACGAGAUGCGCAAGGCCUUCCAUAUCUAUCCCGAGCAACUGAAGGUGAUACUGAGUACGAACAUAAGUCAGACAUCGAUCACUAUUCCCGACUUGCUCUACGUAAUCGAUGCGGGUCGCGCCAAGAUGAAUACCCACGAUGCCGCCUCGGAUGCCUCACAGUUGUGCACGACGUGGAUCUCGAAGGCGGAUGCCCAGCAGCGGGCGGGCCGAGCGGGUCGCUUGUGCCACGGCAUUUGCUAUCGCCUCUACUGCAGUGAACGUUUCUCCAACAUGAGUGACUAUCCGAUUCCCGAGAUCAGGCGUCGCACGCUCGACGAAAUCUGCCUGAUGACCAAGAUAGCCGCUCCAGAGGAGAAGAUUGCCAAAUAUUUGUCCAUGGCCCUGGAUCCGCCACAGCCGGAGGCCGUCGUGCAGGCUUGUUCUCGACUCCAGAUCCUGGGUGUCCUUAAUGAAUCUGACGAACAGAUUACAACACUCGGCCGCAUCAUUGCCGAACUACCGCUGAACGUUCAGCUAGGCAAGUGCCUGAUUUAUUCCCUGUAUUUUAGUUGCUUUGGGAGCGUGGCAAUUGUUGCCGCCUAUCACUCGGUAAGGGAUCCUUUCGUGCUGCCCUCGGAUCGCAACAAGAAGCCAACCUCGCAGAACUCUCGCACCCUGUUUGCCGGCACCACUUUGAGCGAUUCACUGGCCGUUUUGAAGCUCUACGCGGACUUUACUAGCUCGAGCCGCAAGGAUUUGGACACCUUUUGCGAGAAGAAUUUUUUGUGCCGUGCCUCCAUGGAGAUGUUUGUCUCGUCGGUGAGUACGUUGCGCGAUGUGAUACGCCGUAUUUUCCAACUCACCAUGGCCACCGAAACAUUGGCCUGCUGCUUUGACGACGACAUGGAUAUGGUACGUUUGGCCCUCACUGCCGGCCUCUAUCCGAAGGUGGUGUUCGUGGACAAAGACAGGAAGUGCCAGCUGGUGGGCGACGGUGAUAGUUGCAUGCAUUUGUCGCGCAACUCCUGUCUGCUGGGCAAAAAUAAGCUACUGUCCGUGCCCAACGAAUGGAUAUUGUAUGUGGAGAAAGUUCGCAACGCUGACCACCGCUGCAUCGUGGAGAACACAACACUGGUGAGCAGCCUGAUGGUGGCUCUGGUUGGCGGCAAGAACGUUCGACUGGAGCAACGUAACUCCAAGACCUCAAAGCUAUGCCUGGACGACUGGGUCCGUCUCAAUUGCUCCACUGAGUUAGGACAGCAGCUGCUGCGUCUGCGUGAGCUGAUGGGGCGUGAGGUGACCGAAUUGGUGGAGACGCGCAAGUUGAACAACGCGGGCCAGUGGUUCGGUCGGGAAUUGGUCCAUAAACUAAUGGAGUCGAUGGCAAAGGACCCUCCCAACGAGUUCGUCAACUGUGAUAAUGCUUAGGCGGAGUCAAGAGCGGGAAGGAAGAGCGAAGAUCGGAGAUCGAAGAUCUCUGAGCCAAGAAGAGGCUUAUCGUACUAUUCCAAAUAUUACACAAACACACUAUUUCCUCUUUUUUGCCACAAAUAAGGUACAGUGCGUUUCAAAAGCCCAAGACGACAGACGGACAGCAGACUAUCGUACCUGAUCAUAAGACAUAGCUACAUUUACUUAGCUUGAUGGUUUAUAUAUUAUACAUUUUCCCAGCACCUUCAUACCUUUUUCCUAAGAUUAGGUUUAAGCUGUGGAUGAGACACUUAGCCUCGACUUUUUCUUGGCGUUUCAACACCUUAAAAUAUUAAAACACAAAUUAUUGAAAAAGGCUGUAAAUUGAACAAUGAUUAUCUCGAAUUUUGUGAUAUAUAUAUAUAUAUUGUAGGAGAAGGCACUACCAUUACAUUGACACCUUAGUAUACAUUAAAGCUCCUCUUAUUUUAUAUUACAAAUGGUAUUAACUGAUACGAAUAGUAUAGAUAUGUAUAUAUAUAGCACAUUUUUAGCUUUGAAACGCACUGUAGGCUGGCUUUAGCAACACUGGAAACACACAGGGAAAACUACAGAUGAAACAAAGAAGUAAAAAAGACACAAACCAUAACCAAAAAUAUUAAUUUCAUUUCGAGAGUGCAAUUACGACCACUCCCUAAUUGCUGGGUGAAAAUAUGUGUGCCACGAGACGCGGCACGGUGUCGGUGUCGGUGUCAAAGUCAGGCUGCAGGUUGCAAGUAGCAAGUAGGCAAGUUGCAGGUUGCAAAGUUGCCGCCCUGCGGUGCAUUGGGCCAUGGCAAGCAUCAAAAGCUGACGUUUAUGCUCCACUGCCACCUGUCCCACCUGCCUUGGCAGCCCCACCUGCCGCCUCCCACUGUCCAUUCAGGCGCAAACAAGAGUGGAGGAGAAAAAAACUAAAAAAAACUAUGGUUAAUUGCACAGACAACGCAGUCAAUAAACCUGAAGUCGGGCUUGUCGCUGCAGCAGCAACAAUGGCAACAUACAACAUGAAAAAAAGAGUAAAAUAUAUAAAGAAAGAGACACCAGGUGAAGCAAAAAAAUAAGAAAAAAAAGAUAGCAACAAAAGACAGGGGCAGCUUACUGCAAAGAAAGUGAAAUUAAUUUGUUAUUUUUCGGUUUAUUGUGGCUCUUUGAGCGAUGUCUUUGAAGGUUGGGUGAGAGCAUUGCCAAUCGCUGGCCCUAACCGAGAGGAAAUUGCUCUAGAAAAUUAAUUGAAUGACAUUCCUUAGGGUCUAUUCAAUAUCUCUUCCGAUGAAUAUAUAUAUUUAUCUACAAUUAAGUAUAUUUAAAUAAAUAGUUUAAUUAAGAUUAAGUGGAAUAUGUCGCCUGUGUAACAUUGUAGACUGUCUUUACCAAAAUUGUAUAUAAGUGUCACAGACACGCUUUUAAAUUAUGCUUUU